Messenger RNA from Nipponia nippon (crested ibis), 869 nucleotides. NCBI's taxonomy places the organism in Eukaryota, Metazoa, Chordata, Aves, Pelecaniformes, Threskiornithidae. The record is from RefSeq and is a predicted model, not a curated record.
AGAAUGACUUCCUUGGUUGAUAUGCCCCUGAAUUAUGAAAAGAUGUUUGCUCAUCGAUUCACAUCCGAUGAUGAAGAAUACCAAGAAUAUCUGAAACGCCCUGCAGAUCCCCCUCCUAUAGUUGAAGAAUGGAGAAACAGAUCUGGUGGCAACCAGAGAAACAGAGAUCGGUUUCAAGAUAGUCGAUAUUUUAGAGGGGACAGAUACAACUGGCAAGGCGACUAUAGAUCUAAUCAGAGGCCAGAAAGAGGUUGGGGCAAUAACUACCAGCAGCACAGACAAGGACAAUCGUACUCCUCCCACUACGGACAGUAUGGCUACAACUCCUACAACCCAGGGCCUCGUUACCAUCCCUACUGAUGAUACUUGUGGUUUGAAAGUCCAGUAAUGCUAUCUAACAAAUUCAGUUCGACUUCAGUUUUCUUAUUUUUCCACAGUUUUAUAGAUAACUGAAGAAUCGGUAUUACAGUCCAUUGCUGUUUAUCUGUAGUGUGAAUUGAAAAAGGGAAUACCUUUUAUGAAUAAUAAAAGUGUAUUUUACAGAGUUUGUUUAGAGUCUGUAGAUCUUAGAUUAAAUUUCUAUCUCAUUGUUUUGGCUGAAUGCAUACUAGUACACUACUUUACUUCCAUCACUGAGGUUUCUCUCUGAUGUUUUAGAAAAUGCAACAGGUCAGGGGAAAACAGCUGUGAUUUGUGCGCAGCCUGUAGCAGUGGCACAUUGCCUUAAGAUAGUUCUUUUUGGAAGUGACAUACAGUGUCUUUCUCUGGAGAGAAUUUCUUAGUCUGGCUUCUGAUAGUGAGAAAAGCUCAGUUUAGUUUGAAUUUCAGAUGCCUUAAAACUGAGAAAAGAAAGAUGCUCUUACAGAAAU